AUGUCUUCCAUCAAUCAAGAAAUCGAGAAGCAGAUUCAGCUAGCUAUGGAGCACCUCUCCGAGCAAUCUAAACCUAAUAUCUCGAAAACUACGCGAGAAUUCGCGGUUCCUAUGCACCGGCUACGCCGGCGAUGGUAA
Penicillium verrucosum is the source of this 138-nucleotide messenger RNA. RefSeq lists its product as uncharacterized. NCBI's taxonomy places the organism in Eukaryota, Fungi, Ascomycota, Eurotiomycetes, Eurotiales, Aspergillaceae. The transcript has a single exon. The record is from RefSeq and is a predicted model, not a curated record. The coding region runs from base 1 to 138 and encodes 45 amino acids.